This is a messenger RNA of Scedosporium apiospermum, 2211 nucleotides long. RefSeq lists its product as uncharacterized. Gene Ontology annotation, molecular function: protein binding. The coding region runs from base 1 to 2211 and encodes 736 amino acids. Gene Ontology annotation, biological process: cell division. NCBI's taxonomy places the organism in Eukaryota, Fungi, Ascomycota, Sordariomycetes, Microascales, Microascaceae. The transcript is spliced from 5 exons. The record is from RefSeq and is a predicted model, not a curated record.
AUGGAUGCCCGGUUGCGGCUCGUCUAUGACUUUCUCGACAACGACCUCUACGAGAACGCACUGUUCGUCACCGAAAGGCUACAUGCUCUCGACUCCGAUAACUCGUCAUGGAUACAUCUCAUGUCUCUGUCUUGCCUUCGGCUGGGUCGUGUUGCCCUCGCAGCGGAACAUAGUCGAGAGAGAGGUCUAAGUGGCCAUCACCUUGGAUGCUCCUAUGUCUUUGCACAGGCAUGUUUGCGUCAGAAGAACUAUUCGGAUGGCAUAACGGCUCUGAGGCAAGCUCAGCGAUUGUGGACUGAUGACCAUGCCGUAUCCGAGCGAUUCGCCCCCGACCUCGCAGCUGUGAACAGACUCCUUGGGAAACUCUACAAAGCGAGUGGAGACGUCAAGUCUUCUAUAGCCAGCCAUGUUGCAGCCCUCGAGGCAAACCCCUUCAUGUGGGACGCAUUCACAGACCUUUGCGAUAAUGGUGUUCAACUUCGCGUGGCUAAUGUAUUCAAGCUACGAGAUAGCUCCAACAACAAGGCCGAUCACGGCAAGCUAACAAAGUCGGCGCCAUCCGAAGUGAACGCCACUAAUCCGGCAGCUAAAGCGAAUUCGCUUCGACCCGGCCACUCCUUCGACUCUGGUCUACGUGAAGCCAUGCAACAGCCAUUUUGCAUCUCCCGGAAUGAUGCGCCGGUUGGCGACGAGAAUAUGGACACUACGGAGCCGCGGAAUCUCCGUAGCGUGUCUGGAGAUAUUCCCAUGGGUUAUUCGGGAAUAGCGAUACCUUCGCUCUCUAAAAAGAGACAACGCUCCGUUCUCGAUGCUCCGCCGGCGGAGGUAUCUUCGGGGUCGACCAGGAAAGAAAACGAUGUUUUCACAAGCAGAUAUGCUAGCUCGUCACUGACGUUAGCUCCUCAGCGGAGGAGCGCCCGAUUGCUGAACCAAACGGCACCGUCGAAUGGCCUAUCUGAUCGGUCAACGACCGACUCCGCUAUAACACGAGAUGCCCUUAAGCGGCUAGCGAGGCCGAGAAACCCUGUACGUCCGAUAGAACGGAAGACAUCGGCUCUAAACCGUGCUGCAAACGCUAUCCGGUCGUCGACGGCGGGUGCGACGCGUGAUUCGAAGACGACGGGGCCUUCUUCACCGACGCCGGCAGGGAAAUCUGCUCACCCGGCAAGACUGACGUCUGUCGCCGCUGCAGCGGCGGCGCUAGAUCAGGAGAAAUUGCAGGCUUUGAUGAACCUGCUGCUGAAACUAGGCACAGGUUAUUAUCACCUUAGCCAAUUCCAGCCGCAAGCGUGCAUUGAUGCUUUAUCAUCACUUCCCUCCGAGCAGCAUAUGACGCCGUGGGUUUUGUCAAAGGUCGCAAGGGCGCAGUAUGAGAUGAUGUCGUACAAGCAGGCCAAGUCAACAUUCCAGGUGCUACGGAAGAUAGCUCCGUCCUGGCUGGAGGACAUGGAAGUUUAUUCGACGGUGUUGUGGCAUCUCAAAGACGACGUGGAACUUGCAUUUUUAGGCCACGAGCUUUCCGAUGAUCAUUACCUUGCACCGCAGACUUGGUGCGCCGUGGGAAACUCAUUCUCUCUGCAACGUUGCCACCAGGAAGCGAUUAAGUGCUUCAGGAGAGCGGGUCAGCUAGAACCCCAGCUUGCUUACUCGUACUCCCUCCUUGGACAUGAACAUUUUGAGGCGGAGGAAUACGGCGAGGCGACGACGGCGUUCCGGAGGGCGCUGCAGGUGGAUCCUCGUCAUUACUCGGCUUGGGUUGGUUUGGGACGUGUGCAAGAGAGACUGGGCCAAGGCGAGAAGGCGCUCAAAUACUACCGGUCUGCGGAGAAGGUUAAUCCAAAUAACGCUGCAUUGCUGACCUACAUUGCAAGGGUACUCGAGAAGAUGGGCAAGCACAGGCCAGCGCUUAGCUAUCUGCGGCGCGGCACUGAGCUUGAACCUCCAGAGAACCUUGGUAGCCUGAUUAGGCUGCAGACGGCACGACUCUACUUGCGUCUCGGUCAACCUCUAGAAGCCUUAAGGGACCUCCAAUUGGUGCAGCAGAUGGCACCCGAUGAACCAAGUGUUCACUUCUUGCUAGGGCAGGCCUUUUCCAUGUCCGGCCCUGCGAAGAGAGGAGAGGCGUUGCGGUCAUACACGAACGCCCUCAGCCUUGAUCCUUCUAAUGAAACCAUAAAAGAUGCGAUUAUGAUGCUUGGCGGUGGCCACUAA